Drosophila sulfurigaster albostrigata is the source of this 2890-nucleotide messenger RNA. It is a transcript of the gene PIG-T, whose product is annotated as GPI transamidase component PIG-T. The record is from RefSeq and is a predicted model, not a curated record. Gene Ontology annotation, cellular component: GPI-anchor transamidase complex. The transcript has 2 exons. Gene Ontology annotation, biological process: attachment of GPI anchor to protein. Lineage: Eukaryota; Metazoa; Arthropoda; Insecta; Diptera; Drosophilidae. Bases 113 to 2044 code for a protein of 643 amino acids.
UGUAAUCGAUAUAUCGAUGGCAUAUCAACAUCUCUAUUUUAAUUGAUGCCAUAGAAUACAAAGUAUUAUUUAUGAUUAAAUGAGCAAUUCAUUGCUGUGUCGCAUCAACUAAAUGUUAUCCGCAUUGUCCACAUUUCUGCCGCCGCUGCUACUGUUGCUGCUUUGGACGCCUCUAACGCCAACGGCGCAUGGUCACCAGCCCGAUGAGCAAUUCCAUGAAGAGCUAGUGGUGCGUCCGCUUGCCGGCGACCAUGUAAACACAUACUUUCAGUUCACCACGCGAUGGCAUUACGGCGAUCGUAACAAUCUCUAUCACACACAGCUAACGCCUCGCGUCAUUGCCGAAAUCCUACAGACCUACGAUGUCAAGGAGCUGCACAUUAGCCUCACUCAAGGUCUGUGGCGCUACGAGAGCUGGGGUUAUCCCAUUGUGGAUGCCACCGGUGGUGCUGAGUUGUGGGCGUGGUUCAGUGCCAACAAUUUGACCAACGAUGCGGUGAACAAACAAUGGAUGCAAUUGGCCAAUGUGUUCUCCGGCGUAUUGUGCUCCUCGCUGAAUUUUGUGGACAACACCAAUAGCAUUGCACCACGUCACAUCUUUCGGCCGCAGUUCAUGCACCACGCCGGAGAGCAUGGCAAGCAGUUCGUUCGCUAUGCGACAUUGCCACGGGAAAUUGUUUGCACCGAGAAUCUGACGCCAUGGAAGAAACUGUUGCCCUGCGGCAGUGCAUCCGGUUUGGCCACAUUGCUCAACUCGGGCUUUGUGCACAAUACCAAAUAUCAUUCAUUGGGCGUCAAAGUGCGCACACUAUGCGAUCACGAUGAUGACAACAACUGUAUUGUGGAGCUCACCCAAACGGCAAAUCUGGUUUACGAUCUCAAAUUGCUGGAGCAGAGCAACACGGACUUUUCGUUGCGCCGUCUCUUCGGCAUGGGACUGAAUGGUUACUGUGAGCUGGCCACCAGCAGUCGCAUCUAUGCGCAACGCAGCGAGCAAGGCGAACGCUUCCAGUUGGUGCCGCCGCCCGCAUUCAAUGUGAGCAGCAUACGCGGUGGACACCGGGUGUCGUAUGGUGUCUAUGACAUACAACAGCAAUUUGAGGCGGCAGCACCGGAUGCUACACGUCUCUUUAACAUUGCCUGGAUCAGUGAAAAGUCAACGGGAGGAGGACGUCGUCUGGCUGUUAGUGCAUUGAACUUGCCACCGCUUUAUGCGCAUCGCUAUCUGCUGGGGAAUGGACAGAAACGUGGACGUAUUGCCACCGAGAUACGCAACACACACUAUGAGGACUUGCCAGUGGUGUUGCUCGAGCUGGUGCCUUGGUAUGUGCACGCCUAUUUGCACACGUUGCGUAUACGCAACAAGGCGCAACAACGUCGCGAGUACGCCACGGAUGUGAAUGAUGAGUUGCCAUUUAAGCUGUUGCACUAUGCGCCUGGGAAACAACGUGAAUUGCCCACACAUCUGGAGAUUGGUUUUGUGCUGCCGGCGAAGAGCAGCGCGCUGAUUACCAUCGAGGUGGACUAUUUGCUGCUCAAGUGGCUCGAGUAUCCGCCGGAUGCGAAUCACGGGCAUUAUAUUGGUGCUGCUGUUAUAAGCACACAGUUGCCCAUGGGCCGCAAUUAUAGCGCCUUGCCGCCGGAGGCACAUCUCUUCAAGGAUUCGUUUAAUGCGUCGCGACCAAGUUAUACGCUGACGCUGCGCACGGAGGCGUUGAUUGUGUCGCUGCCAACGCCCGAUUUUAGCAUGCCGUAUAAUGUGAUUUGUUUAGCGUGCACAGUGGUUGCAUUGGCCUUUGGGCCCAUUCACAGUGUGGCCACCAAAUUGAUGAUUGUCGAGCGACAGACGACGAUGCCGCGCAAUCUGUUGCGCAAGCUCAUACACAAGCUCAAGUCACGCUGGGGUAGCAAGAAGGAGGAGGCAACAUCAGUGCCGCAGACAGCAACAGACGAAAAACUGCAGCAGCAGCAGCAGCAUGAGGAGAAAGAAGCGGAACAGCAAGAGUCGGUCGUUUGUAAUGAGCAGGAGCAGGCGAACAUGUGAUAAACUGAGAUGGCAAGACUAGAGAUAGAAGAGCAUCGAUGCAUACUCGUAACCAGCGCCUACUCCUGUCGCUUUUUUGCUGAUGGGGUGGCUGCCGAUAAACAUAUUCCAAAGCACGACAGUCAUUUCGAUAACAAAACCAUAUAAUGGCGCUUGACAUGUUUCGAUAACACACAUUUGUUCAAUCAAAUAAAGCGCUUCAUGUCCAUAUAAAAUGUGUAUUACUUAAUUUAGUUACAAAGAUCACUUUAUAGAUGCAGUUAAUGUUAACUCUCACUUAACGUCUGGAAAGUAGGCAACACUUUCCAACAGGCGUCCACACACACUCCCAUACAUACAUAACACCGCGAUGUGUGCAAAUUGAGACAGGUCUUUGUUUUUAUUGAAUGCAUUUCGCUUUUUAUUAUUUUUUUUGUUUUGUUCAUUUUUAUACGUAAGUAUUUUUUAAAUAAUAAUAGUAUCUGUUUUGUUUUAGCUUUAGCACAAAUUGUUGCCAAAUGUCUAAAUGUAAAUGCUAUCGAUGACAAUGAGUGACGUAUAUCGGCAUAUCGAACAUCAUUUAAUCCUUUUUCGUUUCAUUCUUUUGCCAUUCUUCUUUUUCUCCGCUGCUUAUGAAUUACAAUUAGAUUAAAGUGCGUCCACAUACACACACACACUCGCACACAUACACACGUGCGUGUGCCUAUGUGAAAUAGUCGAGAGUUGAGUUGAGUUUUUUUGUUGUUGGUUUUGUUAUUGGAAUAUUUGAUCAUUAAAUACUACUUAUAUGUUUUGUGUUUUUAUUCUUAUGCUUGUUUGUGGUUGGAUGCUGCCAUGUGCUUGCUGUUUGUUGAAUGUAUGUAAAAA